GAAGGACUCCUCCGCAUCCACAGCAGCAGCAACGGCGAGCAGCACGAACAACAUCCACGGAUGAUAACGUAACGUAGCCGCAACGUUGGAGCAACGCCACCUUCCACAUCCACUUCCACCGCAGCGGACAUCGCAAACAAUUUCGAUUUGCAGAUCAUCACUACAUCCACAACCGACAUGUCGGCGGCCCGCCUGCCCUACUAUCAGCGGGAUCAGGAGGACGGCCACCAGCGGCGCGCCGCACGCGGCCAUCAGCGCGGCUACUACGAGCGUGGCUCAUUUUCCGGAUCCUCCAGACGAGAGCACAGUCGCUACAGUCGCAGCCGUUCGCGUUCCCGCAGUCGCAGCCACUCCGCCGAACGCUUUGGCCAGCGUCGCCGCCACCAGAAGCGGCAGUCAUCCCGUUACCAUAGAGACCGCGACUCCAGAGAUCGUUCCAGAGAUCGUUCCAGAGAUCGCUCCAGAGAUCGCUCUAGGGAUCGAGAACGUGAUCGCGAUAGGGACCACUCAAGGCGCUCUAGCCACUAUCGACGCUCGGAAUCACCGUCCUCUUCUGACUUUGGCCAUGGAUCCAACAACAGCCGAAGAGGCCAACAUGCAUCGUCAUCCAGUAAAUCGGAGCUAAGCGCCGUACAGAAAGCAGCUGUUGCAGCAGCUGCCGCCACAAAUCAGGUCCAGUUGGCUGGCAAGAGCAGUGGCGCGUCCGCGGUGGGCGCCUACUACAACCUGGACACCGACGAGCCCUUUGACAAGGAGCGCAUCCACCGCGAGAUGGAGCAGAAGCUGCGCGAAGCACUGGCCAGGGAGGGCAAAGUGUAUCCGCCGCCAAAGCCGGAGCCACCAUCGCAUCCUGUCUUCGCCAACGACGGCUCGUUCAUGGAGCUGUUUAAGAAGAUGCAGGAGGGCCAAAAGCAACAAGCGACCAGCCAGUUAGUGCCGCCAGCGGUCAAGGAAGUCAUGCAGCAGCAGUUGGUCCCGCCGGAGACGGCCUCCACAGGGCCUGCACUGCCGGCCAUUGCAGUGGGAGCUGCCAGCAGUGCUGCGGCGCCGUACAUUGCUGCCGCGGCGGCCGGCAAGCUGGCGCCGCCGCCACCCAUCGUGGGACGACGUCGCGGCGGAAAGGUCCUCAAAACUGGCGUAGUGGCCAAGGUGAAGACGCCCAAUGAGAGCGACGUGGACCCGAAGGACUUCUGGUCGUUGUACCUGGCCGAGGUCAACAAGUACAAGAGCAACGCCUGCGAUACGGACAACGGCAAGCGGCCGCUGGUCAAGUAGUCGCCGAAAUAGUCGCGCUUUCCAUAGAAACAUGAACUUGAACGCAAAUAGAGCGAGAAACGUUAACUGUCCAGCCGCAGAUUCGAUUUCGAUUCGACCAAUACCCCUGUUCCGCAUUCCCGAGACACCAUCACCUAGCGAUCCCUUCCCGGCCCCUUUGAAAGUUUUGUACACGAAAAGCAGCGAACAGAGAUGCGUAGCUUAUAGUUUAAGUCGAGGGUGGGCUUAUGAGCUGCAAGCGCGAGCAGCGUAAUUUGUAUUUUUUUCACACGAAUCGAUAUAAUAUAAUAUAAUAUGAUAUAUACCGCUCAUUAAGCAACCGCAAACCGAA
Molecule: messenger RNA, 1606 nt
Organism: Drosophila simulans
Lineage: Eukaryota; Metazoa; Arthropoda; Insecta; Diptera; Drosophilidae
Product: arginine/serine-rich coiled-coil protein 2
Exons: 2
Coding region: 178-1275 (365 amino acids)
Molecular function (GO): 5'-3' exonuclease activity; 3'-5' exonuclease activity
Source: RefSeq, a predicted model, not a curated record